GGUUGCUCUCUGAAAGGUCUGUUGAUAGCGAUUGCCUCCACACGUGUAGUUAUUCCUAUGUAAAUCCCGCUCUCCGGCAGCACAUUUAACAAGCUUGGGCUGCUUUACCUGCGGAGGUCGAAAAGCCAUAGAAGCCGACAACCAUGGGGGCAUAUCUGUCGCAACCCAACACGACCAAGAGCUCCUCCGACGGCGGCAACAGCAAGAUGAGCUACGGCUUCUCUGCCAUGCAGGGCUGGCGUGUCUCCAUGGAGGAUGCUCACAACUGUAUCCCAGAGCUUGAUGAUGAGACUGCCAUGUUUGCUGUGUAUGAUGGACAUGGAGGUGAGGAGGUGGCCCUGUACUGUUCCAAGUACCUUCCUGACAUCAUCAAGGAGCAGAAGACCUACAAAGAUGGAAAAUUGCAGAAGGCUCUGGAAGAUGCUUUCUUGGCCAUCGACAGCAGAAUGACCACAGAGGAAGUCAUCAAGGAGCUUAUCCAGAUUGCUGGACGACCCACCGAGGAGCCGACCAGCGAGAAGGUGGCAGAGGAGGAUGACUUGGACACAGAGGAGGCAGCUUUGCUCCAUGAGGAGGCCACUAUGACCAUAGAGGAGCUGCUGGUGCGCUACGGCCAGAAGCGCAAUGCCGUCAAGCAUGCUGCUGCAGUCAGUGCAGCAGCUGAGAAGGCCUCCUGCCCACAUACUGGGGCCACAGGAGACAAGGGGGAGGAGGGUGGGGGAGGAGAGAAGAAGGAGGGGCUGAAUGGAGAGGUGGAAGAGGACAGCAAUGGAAAGGUGAAAGGAGGAGGAGGAGAAGCAGGGGCAGGGGGCUCCAAGCUCCGAGCCUGUCGGAGAGCAGCAGCUGCAGCAGCAGCAGCGGGAGGAGGAGGUGGAGCAAGUGAUGGCAGUGGAGUUUCCUCCUCAGCAGCAAACUCUGGAGGGUCAGGAAGCUCCAGUGGAGGAGAAAAAGCCGGUAAGGCAGAAGGAGACGCAGGUCCCUCCUGCUCCUCCUCAUCCUCGCAGGCCCCGGGAGACACCAAGUCCAGGUUCUUUGAUGACAGUGAGGAAUCAGAGGAGGGAGAAGAGGAGGAGGGCAGUGAUGAGGAGGAUGGCAGCGAAGAGGAAGAAGGCGACAGCAGUGACUUGGAGGAAGAGGAAGAUACAGAGGAAGGAGAGGAAGACUCUGAGGAUGAAGAUGAAGAAGAAAUGAGUCUCCCUGGAAUGGAUGGCAAGGAGGAGCCUGGCUCCGACAGCGGCACCACAGCGGUAGUGGCUCUGAUCCGAGGGAAGCAGCUAAUCGUGGCCAACGCCGGAGACUCUCGCUGUGUGGUGUCUGAGCGCGGUAAAGCCGUAGACAUGUCAUACGACCACAAGCCAGAGGAUGAGCUGGAACUCGCUCGCAUCAAGAACGCGGGAGGGAAAGUUACCAUGGAUGGACGGGUCAACGGUGGACUCAACCUCUCCAGAGCUAUUGGUGACCACUUCUAUAAGAGGAACAAGGCACUGCCACCAGAGGAGCAGAUGAUUUCAGCGCUGCCAGAUGUCAAAGUUUUGACACUCAACGAGGACCACGAAUUCAUGGUCAUUGCCUGUGAUGGCAUCUGGAAUGUGUUAAGCAGCCAGGAGGUGGUGGACUUCAUCAGUGAGAGGAUCAAACCGGACCACAGUGGCAAAGCCAGACCCCUCUCCUCCAUAGUGGAAGAGCUGUUGGACCAUUGUUUGGCCCCCGACACAUCUGGAGACGGGACAGGAUGUGACAACAUGACUUGCAUGAUCAUCACAUUCCGGCCACACCCCUCCUCCGCUCCCAGCCCAUCAGACAGCACAAAAAAGAGGAAGCAACUGGAGGAGGCAGGAGAGAUAGAGCUGGAGAAGAAUGGAAAUGACAGCAAAAAGGCUAAAAGUGACUAAAGGAAAAGAAAAAAACUGUCUUGGAGGGAGCAACAGGUCCCCAUGCUACCCCAGAAACACCAGAGACACGUUGUUAAAAUGAAAAGUUGCCUCACAAAGGUUAAAUCAACCCUAAAACAGAAUUUAUAUAUGUUAUACUUGUGCUCAGAGAUGAAUUGAACAGAGAACACUAGUAUAAUUUUGGUCUGAGCUCUGUUUUAGGUGGAUUUUCACUUUAAUGUCCCCCUCUGUUUUUCUUUUGUUUGGUGUUGUUGGAUAGAAGUUGGGCUCACCUUUGCCUCCUUUAGAUCCACAAAACAGAAGAACCAGACCUGCAGCUCAUUGGUCUGCUAAAUGGUACACCAUUCUCCAUGUGUAGCUAGAGGGUCGAUUCAAAAGAAAAUAUUAACAGUAGCCAAGAAAAAAAAUUGCUGUCAUGUAUAUUUUGAAACACAUCUUAGAGAUGCUUCGUCAUCACCGGAGACGUGCGCUGCAUAGUUAAAUUAAUAUCAAAUAGAGAAAAUCUCAUUUUCCAAAUGAUGGUUCCCAAGAAUGGAACUUGGAGGACAGCUCAAGCAGCGAUCGGUGUCAGAUUGCUGUUUUUACAUCUCACAUGACGCGUGCAUUUUCAUUGCAGCAACUCAGCAAUAUGAAAUGUGUGCAGUGCAAGUCGGUGAUGCCUUUCCAGCGAGAAACCACACAUCACUCUGAGGUGUUGUGUCCAAAACUUACAUGUCAGGAAUUAGAACACAAGAAGGUGCCAUACAACCCCAUGACUUUCUUUUCUGAGACUGAACCCUUAACAGGAGGGACCCAGAAUGGCUGCAGGUGAGACUUUUGGCACUGAGUAGAAACAAAACAAUAGACCAGCUGAUCCAUAUUGCCACUCAAAGGGAAGAAGGGGGGAGGACACGGUAGCCCAAAUUAAAAAUGCAUAUUGCAGUGAGAAUAGAGGUACAUCAGUCAAGUCUUUUUUUAGUCACCUCCUCGGUGUUAAUGUCCAACCCCACGUUUAUUCUAUGGGCACAGUGUCUGUCCUCCUACAAGGGGAACUGAAGGAUUUUGGGUACUAGUACUCUCAGUAUAGUUGACUGCCUUUUUUUCCCAGCACCCUUUCCUUUCAUGGCAUAUGAGAACAGUUACAGUUUUCAACAGUGUUUUGUUUUGUGUUUUUUCUCCUCGUCAUCCUCCUCCCUUCCUUCCAGGCCUGUUGGUCACAGAAAACUUUGUUCGUUUUCCAUUUAUCCCUGUUAUCCUGCUGUGUCUUGUCUUGAUCACAUCCCUGAUUUUUGCCCCAGCUCAGCCUGAAAAAGUGUUAGUCUGGGAUUUGUGGGCUAGUACGGUUUUCUUCUGUUUGAUAGCAGGGAUGAAUGAGUCUUAGACUUGUAACUGUAUGACCAUCGACAGAGAGCUUGUGAUCCUAAACCCCCUUUAAGCAUUGCUUUAGCAGAACACCCCGGGCCACCCUACCACAGCUUACCACCAGGACUUCACCCUCCUCCCCCGCCUCCUUUUACUCUGUCCUCCCUCCUUUCUAUUGUAACAUCUUUUAAAGACUGACCUCUAGGACACAGUAUGUUCUAAAGUGUAUUUCCACUCAAAUACUUUUUCUUUUGAAUCAGUCCUCUUCACAGGUUUUUAAAAAAUCCUUUUUUGCGAAUACAUUCUGAAAAACCUUGGUAACGCUGUACUGCAGAUGGGACGCGCUGAAGUUAUUUUUGAGUGGAAGUACCCUUUAAAGUCCAGAGCACUAAGGCAGUGUAACUGUUAAGAACAUUUGUCUUUGUUUUUUUCCUUUAUUUGCUGAAGCCCCAUUUAAACUGUUGUGUGACUGUAAAUCUGUUUCUAGUGUACUAUCUUGUCACCAUGCCCUUUUUUUCUGUACAUAGUUUUUUCAAUACUUGUAAUUGAAGAAAAAGAAAUUGCAUUUUCUUUGUAAUUGUGAAUCUGUGACAUUUUGGUGCAUACUCUUUUGACACCAGUAUGUAAGUACAUACAAAUACAUUUUUUUAAAUAAUGACA
This is a messenger RNA of Myripristis murdjan (pinecone soldierfish), 3893 nucleotides long. RefSeq names its product protein phosphatase, Mg2+/Mn2+ dependent, 1G (gene ppm1g). Lineage: Eukaryota; Metazoa; Chordata; Actinopteri; Holocentriformes; Holocentridae. Gene Ontology annotation, molecular function: protein serine/threonine phosphatase activity; cation binding. The record is from RefSeq and is a predicted model, not a curated record. Gene Ontology annotation, cellular component: nucleoplasm. The transcript has 14 exons. Bases 144 to 1892 code for a protein of 582 amino acids. Gene Ontology annotation, biological process: protein dephosphorylation.